CCCCGCCCACAGAGGGCUGCGGCCGAUUCUCCGUAGACAGCGAGCGGACACACAGAGUUUGUCCGAGCUCCUGGAGGCGUCCUGCCGACACGAGCGAGCCGCUUCCCGUCUCUCUCUUUAAAGGUGCUGAAACCCGAAGCUGUUCACGAGCCUCAAACUUUUAUUUACCUGCGGACAGAUUUCAGUGGCUCUGUGGAGGCUGUGCCGAGGAGUCCAGUAAAGACUGCUGCAGGACCCAGACGCUCAGUCAGACCUCCACUCGAGGGCGCUUCAUACAGGCUCAUACGUGACCUGCAGAGAGGCCACGACGAGCCUUAAAGGCGGUGACUGGAUGUUUUAACCCUCCUCAGACUUCAGUAAAAGCCUUUGGUCUCACCACCGCGCAGGUUACUGUCUUCAUGGCAGCCAAAAACAAAUGGGGGACGGUGAAGGACCAAGUGACUGGAGGCCCCCCAGCAGACGCUGACGCCAGGGUGGAGGCGAAUCUGGAGAAUGCCGACCCCGAACUCUGCAUCCGCCUGCUGCAGGUUCCCACAGUGGUGAACUACUCGGGUUUGCAACGGCGGUUGAAGGCCAGCGAUCAGUCCUGGAUGGUGCAGUUCCUGGAGCUGCGGGGUCUGGACCUGCUGCUGGAGGCCCUGGAGCGUCUGUCGGGUCGCGGCUGUGCCCGCAUCUCUGACGCUCUGCUGCAGCUGACCUGCGUGGAGUGCGUCCGAGCCGUCAUGAACUCGUCUGCAGGACUGCACUUCAUCCUGGACAAUGAGGGCUACGUCAGGACGCUGGCUCAGGCUCUGGACACAUCCAACGUCAUGGUGAAGAGGCAGCUGUUUGAGCUGCUGGCUGCUCUCUCUGUCUUUGACCCUCAGGGUCACCACCUGGCCCUGGAUGCGCUCGACAACUACAAGAGUCUGAAGACGCAGCAGUAUCGCUUCAGCGUGAUCAUGAACGAGCUUCACGGCACCGAUAACGUCCCCUACAUGGUGACGCUGAUGAGCAUGGUUAACGUCCUCGUGCUGGGGGAGGAGGAACUGAGGAAGAGAGACCGACUGCGGCAAGAGUUCAUAGGGUUGCAGCUGCUGGACCUGCUCCCCAGGCUCAGGGAGACGCAAGAUGAGGACCUGAACAUCCAGUGUGACGUGUUUGAGGACUCGCUGACGGAGGACAUGGAGGACAUGGAGAGGCUGUACGGAGGGAUUGACAUGAGCAGCCACCAGCAGGUCUUCACGUCGCUAUUCACCAAGGUGUCCAGCAGUCCAUCCUCUGUCCAGCUGCUGUCCAUCCUUCAGGCCUUGUUGUUGGUGGGUCCAGACAGAGCUGAGGUCUGGCGUGCUCUGGCACUGCUGAUGGAUAGAGCCACCCUGCUGGCCCAAGACCCUGAAUUAGAUUCUGCCGAUGGGCUGCUGGAGAAGCUCCUCCCCCAAAAGUCCUACGUAGCCAAUCACAGGAUCCGUACUGUCGACAGGGCGGUCCAGGCUAGACUACCAGACAGUCCUCCUAGCCAAUCAGAGGCACUCACCAAAGAUGCUGUGAGAUCCACUGCUUCCAUAGUGCCUCCUCAGGCUCCUCCCUCUUCCUGUGCUCCCCCUCCCCCUCCCUUACCUUGGGCAGUUGCCCCUCCCCCACCCCCUCCUCCUCCCUUACCUGGUGCAGGAGCUCCUCCCCCACCACCACCCCCUCCUCCUCCCCCUCCCUUUCCCUUACCUGGUGCAGGACCUCCACCCCCUCCCCCUCCUCCAGGUGCCAUCACAGCCCAGACAGUUCAAAGUCUGGGCAGGUCAUAUAACAGCUCCGCCCCUAACACAAGCCACACCCCCUGCCCUACACUGCGGAUGAAGAAACUGAACUGGCAGAAACUUCCCUCCAGACUGGUGUCGGACCACCAGUCUUUGUGGACGUCGUCUUCUGACUCCAUGGAGCCGGAUUACUGCAACAUUGAGCAGCUCUUCAGUCUCCCUCCGACUGAGACCCAGACCAGGACCAAAUCCAAGACGGAGCCCAAAGAGGUUUCCUUCAUCGACGCCAAGAAGAGCCUCAACCUCAACAUCUUCCUCAAGCACUUCAAAUGUUCCCAUGAGGACUUUGUGGAUCUGAUCCGAAGGGGAGACAGGUCUGUGUUUGAUGUGGAGGCCCUGAAACAGCUGAUCAAACUGCUUCCAGAGAAACAUGAGGUAGAGAACCUGAAGUCUCACCAGGCAGACCGGGACAAGCUGGCAUCAGUGGAUCAGUUUUACCUGCAGCUGAUUGAUGUUCCCAGUUACCCUCUGAGGAUCGAGUGCAUGCUGCUGUGUGAGGAGAGCAGCUGUGUGUUGGAGACUGUGAAGCCCAAAGCUGAGCUGUUGGUCCGAGCCUGCCAGAGUGUGAAGGAGAGCACCCGGCUGCCCCGCUUCUGUAAACUCAUCCUGAGUGUUGGAAACUUCCUCAACUACGGGACUCACACGGGGAACGCCGAGGGUUUUAAGAUCAGCACUCUGCUCAAACUGACAGAAACGAAAGCCAACAAGUCGAGAGUCACGCUGCUGCACCACAUCCUGCAGGAGGCUGAGGAGAACCACCCCGACCUGCUCAACGUGCCCGCUGACCUGGAGAUCUGCGCAAAGGCUGCUGGGCUCAGCGUGGACUCGAUUCAGUCUGAAACAAAUGCUCUGAUCAAACGGCUGAAAAACUCUGAGAGGAGCGUUUCCUCCUCAUCUGAUGACGUGAAGGAGCAAUACCUGUCCACCAUACAGGAGAGCCUGCGGGCUGUCGAGCAGCUGGAGGUGCUGAUGUCAUCGGUGGAGCAGCAGAGAAAGGACUUGUCCGCGUACCUGUGUGAGGACAGCAGCAGCUUCUCCCUCGAAGAGCUCUUCAGCACCAUCAAGACCUUCAGAGACCUGUUCCUCCGAGCCCUCAAGGAGAAUGAAGCUCACAGGGAGCAGGAGAAGAGGAGGAAGAAGCUGGAGGAGGAGAAGAAACUCAGAGGAGACGCCCCCACUGGCAAGACCAUCAGGAUGGACGUGCCCAAUCAGGACGAAGGCUGCAUCAUCGACAACCUGCUGGCUGACAUCAGGAAGGGCUGCAACCUGAGGAAGACCAGGCCGCGGUCUGAGAGGGCCAGCAGGGUCCACGGUCAGCCUGGGGUCACUCAAAGGUCACUGGCCACAGCCCAGCCCCAUUUGUCCACGUCCAGCCAAUCACAGGAGCCUCCAGAGGUGGUCCAGUUCCCCACAGAUCCACCUGCUGAAACCAGACCAGAACCAGAGCCAGCAGGACCCGAUGGAGGUCUCUCAGAGAUCCAGAACCCCACUACACACUCCAUGACUGAACUUCAGGGCGUGCAGUCUAAAUUGGACUCUGAUCCUACACUGGAGCAGGAAGUCCAGCUCCGAGCAGCUGAUCCAGCAGAAAACCAGGAUGUUAACCCGGGCAGCGAAGACCCUAACCCGGGCAGCGAAGAUGAUUCUGGUCCACAGCAACCCUCAAAGACCUCCUCAAAGAUCAGAUCAGCAGGAGGCGGCGGUCACACAGGAAGAAAACGCUCGAAGAAAAAGAAGACCUGUGUACUUCAGUGAGGUGAAUGGAGGGGGACUUGUUUCCAGGGUAACAGGACUGCACCUGCAGGAAAACAAACUGAUUAAAAGAUCAAAAAGAAAACUCACCUGAAAACAUGUCAAGACUUCUGAUUGGCCACAUACAUGAAAUCACUGUACCUGAGCUCACAAUUGGAUUCUCUGUAGCGUCCAGCAGGGGGCGACUCCUCUGGUCUGAUGUGUAUCACCUGUCUGACCUCAGAGCACAUUCACCUUCCUCCUGACAGCUUUUCAGAUUAAAAGCGCACUCCCGCCACCACCACCACCCCCCACCCCACCCCACCCCACCACCACCACUACCAAUACCACUACCACACACAGACACAAACGUUCAGGUACAGAUGAGUCCCCCCGAGUUUUGAGAUUUUAUGUUCUUAUUGUUGCAGAAAAUGUUCUGCUGAAUUUUACUGACUUCACCUGUGAGAAUAAAAGUU
Messenger RNA from Archocentrus centrarchus (flier cichlid), 4000 nucleotides. RefSeq names its product inverted formin-2-like. Gene Ontology annotation, biological process: actin cytoskeleton organization. NCBI's taxonomy places the organism in Eukaryota, Metazoa, Chordata, Actinopteri, Cichliformes, Cichlidae. The coding region runs from base 399 to 3548 and encodes 1049 amino acids. The transcript has 25 exons. Gene Ontology annotation, molecular function: small GTPase binding; actin binding. The record is from RefSeq and is a predicted model, not a curated record.